Messenger RNA from Ostertagia ostertagi, 414 nucleotides. Lineage: Eukaryota; Metazoa; Nematoda; Chromadorea; Rhabditida; Trichostrongylidae. The record is from the annotation of a GenBank genome assembly.
AUGGUGUUCCACAACUUCCAAGAAGGCAGGCUGUCAUUUCCCCCAACUUAUAAGUAUGACACAUUCUCUGAUGAUUACGAUACGAGUGAGAAGUGUCGUACUCCUGCAUGGACCGAUCGAGUACUGUGGCGGGAACGGCGAGACCCUCAAUGCACGAAACUGAUACGGUACUUCCGCUCGGAACUUAAAACGUCUGAUCAUCGACCGGUUGGAGCCGUCUUCUCAGUGAAUGUUUUUCGUGUUGAACAAUCAAGGUGCCUGCAACUUGUUGAAGAUAUUGUUGCAAGCCUUGGACCACCAGAUAGCACAAUCAUCUGCGCGAUUGAAGGCACAAAACGCUUUCCCAUGGCACUUUUCCCGAAUGUCGUCGCCAAACUGAAGGAGAUCCCAGCUCACAUCUGUCUUAGCAAGUAG